UACCCAGUAGAUGCGGAUUUAUUGGACCGCUGGUUAUUACCCAUACUGCAAAUUGAAGUGCGUUUUCUUAUCUGAUAGGAAAUCCAAAAAUGGCGGAAGAAUCUUUAUUACUAUCAGAAGAUUUAUCAGCUUCUCCUACUAAAUCUUCUUCACUUGUGUCUGAAAUAUCAAAUGCCUCCACGAGACCUUUUGUUCUUGCUUUCACUGUCGGUUCUUGUGGUGCUUUGAGCUUUGGAUGCAUUGUUGGAUAUACGGCUCCUACACAGUCCAGUAUCAUGAAAGACUUGAAUCUAUCCAUAGCUGAUUUUUCAUUUUUUGGAUCGAUAUUGACGGUGGGGCUAAUCGUUGGAGCAUUAAUUUGUGGGAAAUUGGCAGAUUUGGUUGGUCGUGUCUACACGAUAUGGAUUACAAACAUUCUCGUUUUAAUCGGCUGGUUAGCUAUUGCAUUUGCCAAGGAUGUUUGGCUGCUCGAUCUUGGAAGGUUAUUGCAAGGGAUCUCGGUCGGAAUUAGCUCAUAUUUGGGACCUAUUUACAUUAGCGAGUUAGCACCAAGAAACUUGCGAGGAGCUGCUUCUUCCUUGAUGCAGUUAUUCGUCGGUGUUGGUAUAUCGGUCUUUUAUGCACUUGGAACCGUCGUUGCUUGGCGCAAUUUAGCCAUUUUAGGAUCUAUACCUUCUCUAGUGGUUCUGCCUCUUCUUUUCUUCGUCCCCGAAUCUCCUAGAUGGCUAGCUAAAGUUGGGAGGGAAAAGGAGGUUGAAGGGGUUUUAUUAAGCUUGCGAGGAGCAAAAUCUGAUGUCUCCGAUGAAGCAGCAGCGAUAUUAGAAUACACAAAACAUGUUGAACAACAAGACGUCGAUAGCCGUGGUUUCUUCAAGUUGUUCCAGCGAAAAUACGCGUUACCACUUACUAUUGGAGUUGUUCUUAUAUCAGUGCCUCAGCUUGGAGGUCUUAAUGGUUAUACUUUUUACACCGAUACCAUUUUCACCUCUACCGGUGUAUCAAGUAACGUUGGAUUCAUAUUGACAUCUAUUGUUCAGAUGUUUGGAGGCAUUUUAGGUGUUUUGCUUAUAGACAUAUCCGGAAGACGUUCUCUUCUACUGGUUUCUCAAGCUGGAAUGUUCUUGGGUUGUCUUGCAACAGCCAUUUCAUUCUUCUUGCAGAAGAACAAUUGCUGGGAAAAAGGAACACCAAUAUUGGCUCUCAUUAGUGUUAUGGUGUAUUUUGGAUCAUACGGAUUAGGCAUGGGACCAAUACCAUGGAUCAUAGCAUCAGAGAUUUAUCCAGUAGACGUGAAAGGAGCAGCAGGAACAGUGUGUAACUUGACCACCUCUAUAAGCUCAUGGCUCGUUACUUACUCUUUCAAUUUUUUGCUUCAAUGGAGUUCCACAGGAACAUUUAUGAUGUUUGCCACUGUGAUGGGCCUUGGAUUUGUGUUCACAGCCAAGCUUGUUCCAGAGACCAAAGGCAAAUCUUUAGAGGAAAUUCAACCUUUUGUUCUUGCUUUCACUGUCGGUUCUUGCGGCGCCUUUGCCUUUGGAUGCAUUAUUGGAUAUUCGGCUCCGACACAGACCAGUAUCAUGAAAGACUUGAAUCUCUCCAUAGCUGAUUAUUCACUAUUUGGGUCGAUAUUGACGGUGGGGUUAAUCCUUGGAGCAUUAAUCUGUGGGAAGUUAACAGAUUUAGUUGGUCGUGUCAAAACUAUAUGGAUCACAAACAUACUCUUCUUAAUCGGUUGGUUCGCUAUCGCAUUUGCCAAGGGACCGGUUUACAUCACCGAGAUAGCACCAAGAAACUUGCGAGGAGCUGCUUCUUCCUUCUCGCAGUUAUUCGCCGGUGUUGGUAUAUCGGUCUUUUAUGCGCUUGGAACCGUCGUCACAUGGCGCACUUUAGCAAUUUUGGGAUCUAUACCUUCUCUAUUGGUUCUGCCUCUUCUUUUAUUCAUCCCCGAAUCUCCUAGAUGGCUAGCUAAAGUAGGGAGGGAAAAGGAAGUUGAAGCAGUUUUGUUAAGCCUGCGAGGAGCAAAAUCUGAUGUAUCAGAUGAAACAGCAGAGAUAUUAGAAUAUACAGAACAUGUUAAACAACAACAAGAUGUCGAUAACCGUGGUUUCUUCAAGCUAUUUCAGCGAAAAUAUGCGUUCUCACUUACUAUUGGAGUUGUUCUUAUAGCUUUGCCUCAGCUAGGAGGUCUUAACGGUUAUUCUUUUUACACUGACUCCAUUUUCAUCUCUACCGGUGUAUCGAGUGACUUUGGAUUCAUAUCGACAUCAGUUGUUCAGAUGUUUGGAGGCAUUUUAGGUACUGUGCUUGUUGAUGUAACUGGAAGACGUACGCUCCUAUUGGAGAAUCAUUGCUGGGAAACAGGAACACCUGUCUUGGCUCUCAUUAGUGUUAUGGUGUAUUUUGGAUCAUACGGAUCUGGUAUGGGAUCAAUACCAUGGAUCAUAGCAUCAGAGAUUUAUCCAGUAGAUGUGAAGGGAGCAGCAGGAACAAUGUGUAACUUGGUCAGCUCUAUAAGCUCAUGGCUCGUUGCUUAUUCCUUCAGUUUCUUGCUUCAAUGGAGCUCCACAGGAACAUUUCUGAUGUUUGCCACAGUGGCUGGCCUUGGAUUUGUGUUCAUAGCCAAGCUUGUUCCAGAGACCAAAGGCAAAUCUCUAGAAGAGAUUCAAUCUCUUUUCACUGAUUCUCCUCAAGAUUCUACAAUUUUCUAAAAUUCCCCCAAAACUGUAUAAGAAAGAAGUAUGUAAACA
Messenger RNA from Arabidopsis arenosa, 2747 nucleotides. NCBI's taxonomy places the organism in Eukaryota, Viridiplantae, Streptophyta, Magnoliopsida, Brassicales, Brassicaceae. The record is from the annotation of a GenBank genome assembly.